GUGUCAACGCACGUCUCGCCAAAGCAGAGAGAAAGAGAGAGAGAGAGCUACCGACCUCCGCUUUGAUGAACCAUAUUAAUAAUUAUUUCACCCCUACACUGCUGCAUAGUGAGCUCAAAAUAGAGACUCUGCUGCCAUCUGCUGGUAAGCUGGAGAACUGCAGCACUGGCGUCAUGGUGAAGGAUGUUUCGAAAGGUCAAGAAGCGCCACAGCAGCAGCAGCUCCCAGAGCAGUGAGAUCAGCACUAAAAGCAAGUCAGUAGAUUCCAGUUUGGGAGGCCUGUCUAGGUCAAGCACAGUCGCCAGUCUUGAUACAGACUCCACCAAGAGCUCAGGUAACGCUGUGUCUGACACGUGUGCUGAGUUCAGAGUCAAGUAUGUGGGAGCCAUCGAGAACCUGCAGUUUAACAUGAGCAAAACCCUUCAGGAGCCUCUAGACCUGAUCAACUUCAUUGAUGCAGCUCAGCAAGACGGAAAACUGCCGUUUGUGCCUGGAGAUGAGGAAAUGAUUCUGGGAGUGUCCAAGUAUGGAGUUAAAGUGGCCUCAUUAGACCAGUGUGAAGUGCUUCACCGCCACCCGCUCUACCUGAUUGUGCGUAUGCUUUGCUAUGAUGAUGGUCUGGGUGCUGGAAAGAACCUGCUCGCACUGAAGACCACUGAUGCCAAGCAACAUGACUGCAGCAUCUGGGUGUAUCAGUGCAGUAAUGCGGAACAAGCCCAGGCCAUCUGUAAAGUCCUGUCCACCUGUUUCGACUGUGCUCUGGCCUCAGAGAAGUCCUGAGGAGUGCUGGGAACGCUCCUGUUCUUCCACCCUCACCGGUUCCUUCAGCAGGACGAGGAAGUCAGUCUGUUCGUAGAAGGCGCCCUUUUUAAAACAGAAAUGCUGGAAUUUGUUAAUGUUAGUACAGCUGUUCGGUCUUUGUUCGGUAUGAAAGAGCAGCCAUCUCAACCACGUUUACACCAUAUUCAUUAGUCUUACCCAGCAUCCUCUUCUCCAAACAGCCCCACCCCAACCCAAAAGUCCAAGUUUGGGCUGUGUCUAUUUUUGUAACCUAAUUUAAUCUUAUUUAAUGUAAAUAUACAACAACCUCAGAGCACAUUUCCCACCAUGGGCCAGUGAAUGCGUGAUUUCUUGGGCUCUACUGGGAUUCGUGUUAAGUGUGGUACAUUAGUGUCAGUGGAACACAAAGAUGCUGUAAAACCCAAACCCCCUGCGCCCUGUAUCCUACACUUCUGAACAUGCCCUUCUUCUGUUGUCCUCCUCCAGUGUCCUGGUCCAAGUGGGAUCGGAUCAAUAAAUCCAGUACGGUACAAUAAAUCAAUGCGAAUGUAAUCUGGAGUUUCUGGAGUUUUUUUUCCCUUAUCCCCCAAUAGAUGGCAGUGCUCUUUAACCUAUUGAGUUAUGGACUUCUGUUUUCAAAUGAAUACAAAAACAUCUCACAGAUGGGGGAGGUUAUUCAUUGUCCCUUUAUCUGUCAGUUUCACUUAAUCUACCUGAAUAAUGCAACGCAUGAACGGAAUUAAAAACUGAGUUUUGUUUUUUUUUAUUCCAGUUUUCCCAUUUAUUUGUACAUAUAUGCAUAUAUUUAUAUAUUAGCAACAAUGACGUUUAUGGUAAACGGAUGAAUAGAGGUUGUUUUCAUCUUAAUUAAAAGUCUUAUCUAACAAAACGCCAGUUUAGCUCUCUGUUUACAAUUAAAUAUGCACAAAGCAAAGUCUACAUUUAUUUACAAUCGCAGCCGGCCCGGUGCCGUCCGUAUACAUUGAGCUACAUCCCGUCACUGCCCGAGUUACAGGUCACUCUGGCCCGAGCUCAAUCAAGACUAACAUGACUGUAAUUAAAAGUUACAUAACAGACUCUAUUAAGUUGCUCUGCAACCACAUCAAACACUCAUGACAUUAAAAACGCUCCUGCACACAAUUACUGAUGGAUGAGCAUUUCAAAGCUUUAGAAAGGAUUAAGAGAAGUGUUGUGAGGGAAAUAUGACAUGAGGGAUUUUAAUUUCCCCUGGAAUACAAUUAGCGCUAGAGAAAGAAAGAGAUGCCGAGUUAUUACUGGUACAGGGAACACCCAUCUGGCCAACCAAAAGCUGGGAGAUUCAGGGCACAUCCUGGUUGGUGGAAAUACAAAUAAUCCAUAACUCCAGACACCUUGAAAUCUGUUAAAAAUGACAAGGUUUUAGUGCACUCAUGCUGAAAACGUGUUCAUGUUCUAUACACCAAAGGAAGGUAAGAGAUUCUUAAAGAG
Messenger RNA from Pimephales promelas (fathead minnow), 2247 nucleotides. It is a transcript of the gene itgb1bp1, whose product is annotated as integrin beta 1 binding protein 1. Lineage: Eukaryota; Metazoa; Chordata; Actinopteri; Cypriniformes; Leuciscidae. Gene Ontology annotation, biological process: negative regulation of focal adhesion assembly; negative regulation of substrate adhesion-dependent cell spreading. Gene Ontology annotation, molecular function: integrin binding. Gene Ontology annotation, cellular component: lamellipodium; cell periphery; cytoskeleton. The record is from RefSeq and is a predicted model, not a curated record.